Molecule: messenger RNA, 1811 nt
Organism: Paramecium sonneborni
Lineage: Eukaryota; Ciliophora; Oligohymenophorea; Peniculida; Parameciidae
Source: the annotation of a GenBank genome assembly
AUGAAUCUAAAUAUCCCUUAAUAUAAAGGAUAUUAUGGUAAUAUGAAGCCUUUAAAUUCACUUGAUUUAUUAACAAAGGAAACUGAAGAGGAUCUUAGUGAAAUUAAUAAACUAGAAAAAAGACUAAAUGAACAGCAGUAGUAAGUAAAUGCUUUAAUGAAAAUUGUUUCAAAUUCAUAAUAAUAAAUAUAUGUACCACAUGAUAGAUAUAAACAUUCUAUUGAAAGUGAAAGAUUUAAUAGUCAAUUGCUUGAUGAAAUAAAGAAUCUUAAAAAACAUCUUAAACAGAUUGAAAGUGGUCCAAGACUUCCUUAACCUCCAUUUAUACCUCCAUUCUUACCUGUAUAAUAAUAUCCCUAUAGUUAUCAUCAAUUAAUUAAUCAAAUGCCUAUGCCUUAUCCUAUAUAAAAUCAAAAUCCUUAUUAUUAGAAUUAUCCAUUCUAGAAUAUGCUUUUCCAACCACCUUAAAAAGAAGAGAAAAGUAUUAGUUAAAUAUUGAAAGGUUUAGCUAAAAAAAAAGAAGAACAACAAUUAAAUUAGAUCAUGUUGUAAUUAUUAAAAAAAUAAUAAAAUGAUCCAGAUAAUGAUCAUCAUUAAAAUUAAAAAUUUAGAAGAAAUUUAAAAGUUAAACAUAAAUCUAAAAAAAAUGUUUCUGAUUUUUAAUUUAGUAAAAGUUCCAGAUUUGAUGAACAAUCACCAUAACCAGUAGAAAAAAAAUCACCAUAAACAUUAGCUAAAAUAUCACAUAAAAAAUAACAUAUUGAACCUAAAGAAUCACAUAAAAAAUAACAUAAAAAACCUUAAGAACAAUAAUUACCAUCACCAAAUUAAUUAUCUAAAAAUAAGCUCCAACCUCCACUCAGAGUCAAACCAACACCAGAGAGAUUAAAACUGUUAAAAAAAAAGUUUAAAUAUUGUACAUGGAUGGUGAUAUUUUAUAAAAACAUAUAUUUUUAUAUAAUGGAGAAAAAGGCAAAUAAUAGAUUCAAUGAUGAAGAAGGACAGUAUGAUGACUAAUUUGUAAAAAGCUUAAUUAUAUUAGUUAUUUGAUAAUGUCAUGUAACUAUUUGUUAAAGAAGGUUAAAGAGUUUCCAUAUUCAAAAAAUCUUGGGUGUUUACUGAAAAAAAAGAUGUUCCAAAUCGUAUAACAAAUUUAAUCUAAGUUACAGACAUUUUUCUUAAAAAAUUAAAUUUAGUAACUUAAACUAUUAAGUUUGAUCAAAAACAUUUAUCAUACAUUAGAGCAUUUACUACUAACUAGGGUUAUUUAUUUCCAACACAUUCAGCUUUUGUGACUUAAAGAUUAAAAUUAAAUUACAAAAGAAAACUAAAGUACUUUUUAAUUUAUAUUUUAGAUUCACUUCUGUUGAAUAAUAAAAAAUGGUUUUUUUAGAAUAUACUUAUAUAUAAAAACUAUUAGACUAAUAAAUAUUCUCUGUUAAUGGUUGGCAAGAAUUAUUAAAACCAUUUGCAGAACCAUUAAAGAUUUUUGUCUCAUUAUUAUAAUAUUUAUUUAUAGAUAAAUUUAAGAAUUUGUAGAUAAUUUCAAAAGAUAUGUAAUAUAAUGUAAAAAUGGUUUUAUAAUUAAGAAUUAAUAAGUUUCAAUAUUGGAUUUCACAAAACGAAAUGUAGCAGAUAUUAAAUAGGUAAUCAAUGAUAGAGAUCCAAAAUUUUAAGUGACUGAUUAAUCUCCAAUACUUGGACUAUAUAAUGAAACAAUUUUGAAACCUGUCAUAGAUUCUCCUGGAUUUGCAAAUCUUUAAAAUGAAUUUAAAGCUUUUGUAGAUUUAAUUUACUCAAAAGUAGAGUGA